AUGACUACCUUGAGCAAUGCGAUUUCUGUAGGUGAACUGCUUGUGAAGAGAGGGAUCAAGUUGGACCCGUGUUGUCAAGCCUGCGGGUUCGAAGGAGAGUCAAUCAAUCACAUCCUUUUCACAUGUCACGUUGCGCGCCAAGUUUGGGCUUUGGCGAAUGUUCCUUCUCCUUCAGGCGGUUUUGAUUUGACCUCUCACUACUCCAACAUUCAUUACCUAUUCUCAUUGGGAUCUAACAAAUCAAUCCCAAACAAGGUACGUAAUGCGCUGCCAUGGAUCACUUGGUUUCUAUGGAAGAACAGGAACAAUCUGAUGUUUGAAGGAAAACAAUCUGCCUUGUUUGAGCUGGUGGAAAAUUUUUUUGUGGAGUCUGAGAUGUGGAGUUUAGCGCAAGUGGAGGAGGAAAAGGAGGACUUAGAAGAACGAGGUGAUGGCACGGCCUGCCAGAAAAGAUGGGUUCCUCCGAGGGGUUGGUUCAAAUGUAACAUUGGCGUGGAUUGGAUGAAAGGCACUCGUUUGGGUGGAGGAGCUUGGGUCUUAAGGGAUGAGAAAGGUAAGGUGAUUCUUCAUGGGAGAAGGGCUUUCUCUGAGAUUGGUAGCUUUCAUGAUGCAAAACUGCAAGUCUUGGUUUGGUUAGUGGAAAGUAUCAUAUCUCAUCACCAAAACAAGGUGAUAUUUGCCUUAGAUGAUGGGACAUAA
Brassica napus (rape) is the source of this 699-nucleotide messenger RNA. RefSeq lists its product as uncharacterized. Bases 1 to 699 code for a protein of 232 amino acids. Lineage: Eukaryota; Viridiplantae; Streptophyta; Magnoliopsida; Brassicales; Brassicaceae. The transcript has a single exon. The record is from RefSeq and is a predicted model, not a curated record.